UCAUUGCUAUUGUUGUUGACUACCACCUGCACACCCCCAUGUACUUCUUCCUGUUGAACUUAGCCAUGAUAGACCUUGCCUUCAUUUCAGUCAUAGUCCCGAAAUCUAUGGCUGGUUCCCUUAUGGAGGAUGAGUCCAUUUCUUAUCCUGGGUGUGUUGCUCAAGUGUUCUUUUAUUUACUUUUGGCACCAUUAGAUUUUAUUAUCCUAACUAUAAUGGCACAUGAUCGUCAUAUUGCAAUCUGCAGCCCACUUGAGUAUGGUAGAAUUAUGCACAAAGGAACCUGCCUUGAAAUGGUGGCUACUGCAUGGAUAUUUAGUGUUUUUUAUGCCACAUUGCAUACAUCUGCCACCUUUGCAAACACCUUCUGUUCUAAUAUUAUCCACCAGUUCUUCUGUGAAAUUCCACAUUUAUUAAAGAUUUCUUGCUCUGAUGUUUAUUUAGUUGAAGUUGGGCUUCUUGCUCUAAGUUCUAGUGUAGUACUAGGAUGCUUUGUCUUCAUUAUCAGAACAUAUGUGAAGAUCUUUACUGCAGUGAUGAGAAUCCCAUCUGUACAUGGCCAGAAAAAAGCUCUUUCUACUUGUAUUCCGCAUCUCACUGUUGUCUCUCUCUAUGUCUUAACUGGAGUCUUUGCCCAUGUAAUACCACCCAGUGAUGCUUCUUCUACUCUGGAUGUGGUUUCUGCUAUGAUGUAUUCCACAAUUUCUCCCACCCUGAAUCCAUUCAUCUACAGCAUGAAAAACAAAGAGAUCAAGGCUGCCUUAUGGAAACUCUUAAAACUAACAUUUUCUUCUACAGUUGUUUUCUGA
This is a messenger RNA of Pogona vitticeps (central bearded dragon), 809 nucleotides long. The record is from RefSeq and is a predicted model, not a curated record. Lineage: Eukaryota; Metazoa; Chordata; Lepidosauria; Squamata; Agamidae.